Messenger RNA from Dermacentor albipictus, 1485 nucleotides. Its product is annotated as retinol dehydrogenase 13-like. Gene Ontology annotation, cellular component: plasma membrane. Gene Ontology annotation, molecular function: oxidoreductase activity; phospholipid scramblase activity. The record is from RefSeq and is a predicted model, not a curated record. Gene Ontology annotation, biological process: plasma membrane phospholipid scrambling. Lineage: Eukaryota; Metazoa; Arthropoda; Arachnida; Ixodida; Ixodidae.
UUACUGCCCCGGCCUCCUGCCAGCACCCCGUCCUGAUUACACCCACUACAGAGUUGGCAGGCUUAGUAGUGAUGCCAAACAAGCCGAUAGCAGAAGGCAAGAUGCAGUGGACGGCCUUCCAGCAUUUUCCUCUACAAGGAGCCUUCAUCGCUGGCGCAGUAGGCAGGGCUAAGACUCGCUUUCCUGGGAGCGACUUAGCAUUGCCCUACUUUUCCUGCUUUGAUUUCACCAGGACCAACGGCACCGGUACCGUGAUCUAUCCAACCGCGUUGCAACCGCGGACUUAUCAGUUCCAUCACGGGGUUGUGUUUUUCUCGGACAGCUGUUGGCACAGUCGCACUCUGGCAGCGGCAGCGGCAUCGUAAGCACUGCUUCAAGUUAAGCUUAUGUGGAAUUUUGCAGGUGCUCGUUUUCUCAGUUUACGACGUAAGCUGAAAAACACUGCAUCCCCUCCCGAAAUAUAACCUUGGAGUGCCCUGUGCUGAAGCCGUCGGGAUGGUAUUGCUGUGGUGCGUGGCCUGCGUCGUGCUGACAGUCUUGGCUCUCGCGACGCUUGUGAAGAUAUACAGUCUGGUCACAGUGGGCAAGUGCAGAUCAACGCGGGACAUGUCGGGAAAGACGGUGAUCGUCACUGGAGCUAACAGGGGAAUCGGCAAGGAGACAGCCCGUGAGCUUUGCCGGCGCAACGCGCGGGUAAUCCUGGCCUGCAGGGACGUGCACAAGGCACGCGUGGCGGCGGACGAGAUCUCGCGUGACACCGGCGUGCGACCUGAGUGCAUGAGUCUCGACCUGUGCUCCUUCCACUCCAUUAGGCAGUUCGCGCAGCAAGUGGUCAAGCAGGAAAAGCGCCUAGAUGUCCUGAUUAACAACGCCGGCAUUUUGGCCCCAUUGGGAAGAAGGGAGACGGAAGAUGGAUUUGAAGUUACAUUCCAGUCCAAUUACUUGGGUCAUUUCUUGCUGACCAAUCUCCUUCUCGGUCUCCUCAAGAAGAGCUCGCCCUGCCGUAUCAUCAACGUAGGCUCCAUUGCUCAUUGGUGGGGAACGUUUGAUGCUGAUGUCGACUUCAAAAAGUACAGUCAAAACCACGUAUACACCAGCACCAAGUUGUACAUGACGCUGUUCACAAUGGAACUGGCACGAAGACUGGCUGGAACUGGUGUGACGGCGAACUGCUUGCAUCCAGGAUUUGUUAAGUCGGAUUUUGCGGACCAAGCUACCGACUUCUACGCAAGGACAGUUGGCUUCUUCAUUAGUUUGUUUGGCAAGAGCGUCAGUGACGGCGCGCAGACAUCUGUGCAUCUGGCCGUAUCGGAGGACCUGGAGGGAGUCAGCGGCAAAAUGUUCUCCGACUGCAAGCCGUCUUUUGCGCCUGGAAAACCGCAAGAUGCCGAAGCCUUAUGGGAUAUCUCGCAGAGAAUGGUGGGCCUCAGCUGAAGGCCAACUAAUUCGGGUGUGAAGUACUUGAAAAAAGAAAUUAUGCAGCCA